Molecule: messenger RNA, 639 nt
Organism: Onthophagus taurus
Lineage: Eukaryota; Metazoa; Arthropoda; Insecta; Coleoptera; Scarabaeidae
Source: RefSeq, a predicted model, not a curated record
AUAAUUAUUGUUCACAGAGCUUUUGAUAGAUUCCUAGAUGGUGGUUUAAUCGCGAAUAAUCCAACGUUGGACGCCCUAACGGAAAUUCACGAAUACAACUUGGCGUUAAGGGCGAAACAUCGUACAAGCGAAGAAUGUCCCGUACAUAUCGUUGUUAGUUUAGGGACGGGUCUUAUUCCGGUUACGGAAUCAAACGUUUCUAGAAUGUUACCUGAAAAUAUUUGGGAAGGAGCUAAAUUGGUUUUUGGUUUGCCAGCGUUAGCAUCUUUGCUCGUUGAUCAGGCUACUGCGACUGACGGAAGAGUUGUGGAUAGAGCAAGAGCUUGGUGCUCUUCUUUGGGAAUCCCCUACUUCAGGUUUAGCCCGCAAUUGUCUGAGGACGUCGCCAUGGAUGAAAAAUCCGACGAAAGAUUAUGUAAAAUGUUAUGGGAAACGAAAGCCUACAUGUACGCAAAUAUGGCUUCAGUAAGAGAAGUUGCAAAUCUACUUACACGGGAGUAAAUGUAUUGAUUAAAAAACUCCUUUAGAAAAAUGUUUGUACUCCUUUUAGAUUUAUCUAGAUUUUAUAUAAUUCUAAACUUUAUAAUAGGGCUCACUAUUUAUUAUUAAUUUUGAAAUAAAUAAAUGUAUUUAAACGGU